Molecule: messenger RNA, 3325 nt
Organism: Biomphalaria glabrata
Lineage: Eukaryota; Metazoa; Mollusca; Gastropoda; Planorbidae
Exons: 12
Coding region: 244-2001 (585 amino acids)
Biological process (GO): cell-cell adhesion
Cellular component (GO): cell-cell junction
Molecular function (GO): cell adhesion molecule binding
Source: RefSeq, a predicted model, not a curated record
CAAAUCUCCUACAGUCACGUAAAGUAUUCAGACACUGUGGAGUAUUAUCAGUCAAACUGUACUUGGACAUCAGCGUUACAAAACUUUCAAGCUGGAAACUAUACAAUAGACGUUUCUUUUUAUCCUAAUGUAACUAAUGAUACAAGCUUUGCAACUAUUAUAGCAAAAUCAUUUCAGCUAACUACACCAGAUAUACAACUCUCUGAAGAAUGCUUUAAUGGACAAAACAUUUCAAAUGGUUACAUGAGACCAGAAACUACUAUAACUUGUAUGUGUUAUUCUGAUAGCGUUGGAUAUCCUCCUACUAUUUUAAAAUGGUCAAAUAACAGUGACGAUGAUUUUGGAAAAACUUUAAAUAAUACGGCAACAAUUUUAGCUAUUGUACCACUUAGCAAUAAUCAAACAUAUAACUGUAAAAGCUCAUCAAAUCUAUUGAACGGAGACAAAUCUGUUUUUUAUACAGUGAAAUAUGCUAAAGGUCCCACAUCAUGUUCUGUCAAGAUAAAUGAUACAACACAAUCUAGUUGGCAAAUAUGUAAGAAGUUAUCUAUAAACGUAACAGUUCUUUGUCAAGUCAACUCAUCUGAUGCUUUACCAGGAAUCAAAGCUAAGAUUAGCAUAAACUCAAUGUAUUCAGAUCUGCUGGACAGUCAGAAUGUAUCUAACAUGUAUCACGUGAAACAUGAAGCAACUAUUACACAGGCGGGAAACUAUUCCGUCGGAUGUCAAGUACAGAAUCUGAAAUUUAGUGACAUUACAGCUUCAUGCAUUUAUUUACCAGUUCUGCAAGUAUUUGCACCCCCAAUGACAUUACCAAUAAUUCAAAUUAGAAGUUGUACAGCAGACGUAGGAGAGAGAACGCAAGAGAAUGUUGUGUAUAUGAUAGAGUGUACGGCACCUGGAGGAAUACCACCAGUUAGCAACAUUACAGUCUCAUGUGGAAACAUCACUGCAUCAACUCAAUAUGGAAACAUCUUUACGUCUCACGUAACAUUUACAAGAACAAUGACUGGACAGAACUGUACAUGUACAGCUCAACAUAUUACUGGAUGUUAUGAAAACAAUACAAGCACUUUACAAACAAAUGUUUUAUACAAAUCGACAGUUACAGUUUUGAAUGUUUCCAGCAUUGUCAUAGAAAAUGGGAAAAUUGUUCAAUUUUAUUGUGAAGCUGAUGGCAACCCAACACCAAACAUUUCUAUUAGAAAAGGAAAUGAAACAAUUGCUGGAAACUUCAAUGGAUAUAGUCUAGUUCAUAAUAAAUCCAUGUCUUGUAAAGAUGCUGGGAAUUAUUAUUGUCAGACUGACAACGGAAUUGAUGUCAACAUUAAAGAAACAAAACAAGUCACUUUGUAUGUUUUAUGUGCUUUACAAGUUACUUCUAAUGAAUCUUUCAAAACCUUUAGUUUUAAAAAAGGAAAUGUAUUCUCUUACAAUUUUACUGUUUAUGGAUAUCCAGAGCCUGACCAGUUUAAAAUUGUCCAAUUUAAUCAAUUCUCCAACAAUGUAAUAGUUACACAUUUUUCAUUGGAACCUCCUGAUGUAAGCGUAGAGCUCAAGAUUGUAAGUUUGGCAUCGGAGGACUUUGGUAUUUACAUACUUCUUAUCUUUCAAAAUGGAGUACAGACUUUGUCGUUGAACUUCAUUAUAAAUGAAGUCCCCGAGGUCAAUGAAAGGACAAAUAUAAAUGUCAGUGCAGCUCUAGGAGGAAGUAUUGCUGCUUGUGUGGUGGUGAUCUUAAUUGUGGUUGUUGUUGCAGUAAACAGAAAAUAUGAAAUAACAUGCAAGAAAAAACAAUCAAAGAAAGCACUUAAAGAAACAAAUACAUAUUCAGAACUUUCAGUGUCACAACAACAACAAGACAGACAUACUUACGAAAGUCCAAUUCAUAUUAGAAACUUGUCUAAUAAUGAUGUGACUGGUGCGAUUGAGAAAUACAUCAAUGUAAAAGAAUAUGACAAAGGCGUUUCUUCUUAUGAAAAUUGUGAUAGCAUUAAUUAAAUCUAAAAAGAGUUUUUAAAUGUAAUAAUCUAAUACAAGGCUUGACAUUGAGUGCAAGGUAUGUAGAAAAGUUCAGUUAUAAUAACAUAAGUACAAUGGUUGCAAAUCCAUAUUUUAACAGUUUUUUAUCACAUUAUUAAAAUCUAUAUUUCGUGAUAAAAUAGACACAAAAAAUGUAUAUUCAUAUUUAUAAACAGCUGAUUUUUCGUGUUUUAAGACGUGUCUAGUUCAUUCAAACUGAUAUAAGUAUACAAUGUAACAAUAAUUUUAUUUCUCUUAUCUAGUAAUUUUUGUUGGUGUAAAAAAAAUAAUUAUUAAACAAGCACGAUUUAAAAGAUUGUUUAGAGAAGAAAAAGAUAAGGUUACAUUCAACACAUUUCUUUUACACUAUUUUACAAUUAUUUUCAAUUAAUUGUAAUUUACAUUACUACAAUUCUUUUUAAAGAUGAAUUCUUUAAAAUUCUCAUUUUAGAGACAUGAACAUUUUAGUUACUUUGUUUUGUUUGAAUCAAUUUUUCUGUCUUAUGUUUUUGUAAUUUUAAAAAAAAUUAUUAAUCUUCUUCAACUAAGUAAUUAUCAACUACUUUGUCCUUAUUUGACAAUUCAUGUAUAGGUAUUAGUGUUUGGCAUUACAUUAAAAUCCGUAAUGUAUUAUUAUUAUAUAUAUAUUGAACGUUUAACUUUAACUCUAAAAAACCAAAUCCGAAAAAUUGAAUUUAAUUUUAACUACAAGAUAGUCAGUAUAGUUAACUGACAAAUAAUGUAGACUUAUUCGACAUAUAAAAAAGCACUUUUACUAUGAGCGAGGUACAUUUGACGUAAUUCGUUUUGAAAUAAGAACAGUUAGACAAUUUUUGUCAAGUUACGAACAAAUGUUACUGAAACGUAAAUACGCAGAUGCUGUGUUAGUUUUUACAAGUUUCGUGUGAUGUUUGUUAGUAAUAAUAAUUAAAGACCAACAGAUCAAAUGUCUUGUAAUACAUCUUCAUAAGUACACCCAGACAUUACAGCGAACAUUUCACUGAGCUUGACUGAUUCACAUACACGAUGAUCCCCAGAUCUUACUUGUAUAAUUGUUCAAUAAACUUGUCAAGAUGCAAAAUAUGCCUUUUAUAUGGAUUGGUCAAGAGUGUUAUUUACGAUAAAUUGGAACGGCCCGUUUUAUAAAUCUCCUCCAAUUAAUAUUAAUUUUGCUUUAAAAAGUAUACAUCGGUCAUUUAGAGAAAUACCGAAAAAUAUAUACAAAUGCUUAUAAUAAAGUGUACAAUUUGAUGAUCUAUCUAUUAUCUAUUUAUCUAUCUAUCUAUCUAUUUAUCUAUCUAUC